AUGAGCAGACUGUCUGAAGAAAAUGAAGCUUUGAUUCUGAGAACCAAAAAAACGUGGAUGGGAAUCAGCCUGCCUGGGGGCGAGUCGUCUUUUAUGUCUCUGAGUCAGCAUUUCGGCCGUUUCCGUGGGGUCCGUCGACGAACAGACUCCAUCUGUUCUCUAUACAGUCUUAAUAAUAAGCUCUUUUGGCCAGAGGCCCUUAUCCGCCCAUCUCAGUCCUUCUCACGAUUCCCGAUCGGUUUUAUUUAGCUCUUUAAACACUUUAUUUGGGCUCUUUUUUCGUCUGACUACAGUACAGAGCUGAGAUUUCGUGAGAUUAAUCUAGUCUCCGUGCGCGGAAAGAGUUAACGGGGUAUGCAAAUGCGCGGCAUUGAUUCGACCCAAAAAACGGCUGGGGUGAGAGGUCCUAUCCUCAAAUUUCGUCAUGAUUUAUCUGCUGACCGUCCCUCUCCAGGUGUUUGCUCAUUUUUGGUCCUGAGAAUUUAACGACUUUCGGGCUUGUCUGUGAAAAUUUCCCCCAUAUUCUUGGGGUUUUAUUUGCUUUGAGGGGUCUUGUUUUGGAGUGGAGGUGUAGUGAGGAGACAGCCAUUAGGGUACCCCUGACCGCGUUCUGGCCCCGUUCUGCGUUAUAUCUCUGCGCUCGCUCUCCUAUUCCCCCCACUUCUCAGCGGCACUCCAAGCGCCAUUCGAGCGGCGUUGCGCGUACCCGGCCACCCCCAGAUCUUUGCCGAUCUCCAUUCCCCUGCUGCUUAUCUCUAUUUUAGUUUUUACUUUCAGCCAAGAUGCUGGGCAUCCCAUUCCUGGACGAUGCUGUCAGUCGAAUAUUUAAACCACAAACUUUCGAUGAUCCUAUUGACCGUCUCAACUAUUUUAUUACGGCGAGUUUAUUAGCGUUUUUUGCUAUUAUGGUAUCAGCAAAACAAUAUGUGGGGGCACCAAUUCAAUGCUGGAUGCCCAUGGAGGUAAGGGUUGUCCUUUUUUCAGAAAUUUAACGUUAAAGAGAAACACUUAUAAAAACUUACCUAUAUAAUUUAGUUCAAAGGCGGAUGGGAGCAAUAUGCCGAAGACUAUUGUUUUAUCCAGAACACUUACUACGUUCCCAUGGAAGAAGAGAUCCCCCAGGAGAUUUCUGAUCGAGACGAAAGACAGUUUGGAUAUUAUCAGUGGGUUCCAGUAGUACUGGCCCUUCAAGCCUUCAUGUUUUAUAUCCCUAACUGGAUUUGGAAGACACUUCACCAACAGAGCGGUAAGUUACGACGUAUAAAUAUAAUAAUAUAUUCCAAGGUCUUGAUCUCGGAACUGCUAUCAGCGAUGCCCAAAAUAUAAGGGCGAUGAAGUGCAAGGACAAACAGGAAGAGUUCUGCAAACUCUCGUCCUAUCUCAGCGAGUCUCUGGAGAUCAACAACCCCAGGCCCAUGCCUCGGUCUGUUUUCUGUCUCCGACUUGGCCGUUCUUUGGGUUCCUACGUGUCCAUGUUGUACUUGUUGACGAAGUUCCUCUACUUGGUCAAUGUUUUCGGACAGUUCGUCCUUCUGAACAACUUCAUUGGCCGAGGAUUUCAUCUCUGGGGCUGGACUGCUCUUCAAACACUAUGGUCGGGGGACGAAUGGACUGAUUCUCCUGUAUUCCCAAGAGUUUCCAUGUGCGAUUUCAGGGUCAGACGUCUCGCAAAUAUGCAUAGAUACACAGUUCAAUGUGUAUUGAUGAUCAACAUGUUCAAUGAAAAGAUUUACCUCUUCAUUUGGUUCUGGUUCAUGUUUGUAGCCAUCUCUACAAUCAUCAACUUCUUUUAUUGCUUCUCUCAGAUGGUCCCAAGCAGAGCCAGAGAGAAUACCGUCAAACAAAUGUUGAGCCGGGAAGAUUACCAGGAUCUCAUGAAUAAUCCUGCAGCCAGCAGAGUGAUCUCCAAUUUCGUUAGCAAUGGACUCCGACCAGGUAAUUUUUUGUCGGAGAUCGACGAUUGGGGAAAAAGACAAUUGUGGAAGUUGAAAAAUAUUUUCUCCUGUGUGGUUAAAACAUAACAGAGCUUGGGAUUACGGCAUUGUAUGGCUGCGAAACUUACAACUAUUGUAACUUUUUAAUUUUUGCCCGCAGUUUUUUUACGCUCUUUCAAAUGGUAUAUAUGGGCGAUGAUUUAAAAAAUUUUAAUCGCACAAGUCCGUCCGAACCCUGCAAAUUUAGUACAAAGUUAAAAGUUGCGCAAUCUGACACAACGUUGCGCAAUUUCUCUUUUUAUAAAAAUUUCUGCCUUUCUCUGUCGCCUCCUCCUCCCCUCCUUCUUUUUUUGUGAACUUUUUACUUUGUACUAAAUUUGCAGGGUUCGGACGGACUUGUCCGAUGAAAUUUAAAAAUCAUCGUCCAUAUAAGGAUGGUGACAUACGCAUUAAAUUGGUUGUCGUGGCCAGAAACGAUUCUUGUCUGUUAGGCUUCUAGACAAGAAAUGCGCAUUUCUAUGCGUAUGUCACCAUCCUUAUAUUAUGUUUCAAGAAAAAAACCAGGGGACAAGGUUUAGCCGAGCCCUUGUUAGACAUCAGAUUUUUAUUUAUUUUUUCAGAUGGAGUGCUUCUUCUGCGUUUUAUUGAAGGCCAUGCUGGCGCCAUUGUUGCCAAAGAUAUCUGCAAUCGAUUGUUCAAGAAUUACUUGGAGUGUCUUCAAGUUGACAUUGCCAAGAGGCAGUUUCUUGGCCCUCCGGGAUCUCAUUCUACCAAAUCCACCUCUCCGGGGGUAGAGGAGACUUACGGGGAUCGGACCCUUCCAGAUUAUCAGGAAAAGCUUCUUCAGCCUGAUUCCAGCUUCGGUCUAGGAAAGCCGAAAUACGUGUAA
This is a messenger RNA of Bursaphelenchus xylophilus (pine wood nematode), 2823 nucleotides long. The record is from the annotation of a GenBank genome assembly. Lineage: Eukaryota; Metazoa; Nematoda; Chromadorea; Rhabditida; Aphelenchoididae.